AUGCCUUCGCCUACCUCUCCUGGACCUUCCUCGCCAGUCUCCAGCAGCUCAACCGGGGUUUCGGCCUUGACUCCUCCGUCGACCGACGAGCAGAUGAACAAAGUUCGCCUUUUAGCAUCGCUGGAAGAACAGGAACUCGAAGGCCACACUAAAAUCAAUGCGAUUCAGCGUACGCCAGAGGACAGGAUGCAGUGUGCUCUCUGUGGCGUUGUGUUUACGUCUGAGGAGGACUUUGAGAAGCCUUGUCUCUUUCAUCCUGGGCUCAAAGAUAACCUCAAUGCCGACCCAAAUCACUCAGAUGACGAAGCAUACCAGACUGAUGACAGCUCCGGAGAUGCCGACGAGACUGAUGACAGCUCCGGAGAUGCCGACGAGACUGAUGACAGCUCCGGAGAUGCCGACAAGACUGAUGACAGCUCCGGAGAUGCCGACGAGCCUGAGUGGACAUACCGUUGCUGCAAGGGCAGUGAGACCUCACCCGGUUGCGUGGUUGAGGCCACGCAUAAGUCUUUCCACGACCUGGUGGCCAGCGACACCCAUUGGAAGUAUACUUGGGCGCAGCGUGAAGUGCAAUGGGGAUCAUCAUCAGACUCGGAACAGUGA
Messenger RNA from Pseudocercospora fijiensis CIRAD86, 603 nucleotides. RefSeq lists its product as uncharacterized. The record is from RefSeq and is a predicted model, not a curated record. Lineage: Eukaryota; Fungi; Ascomycota; Dothideomycetes; Mycosphaerellales; Mycosphaerellaceae. Bases 1 to 603 code for a protein of 200 amino acids. The transcript is spliced from 3 exons.